Messenger RNA from Penicillium brevicompactum, 2670 nucleotides. RefSeq names its product putative phospholipid metabolism enzyme regulator. Gene Ontology annotation, biological process: positive regulation of phosphatidylinositol biosynthetic process; vacuole inheritance; protein localization to vacuolar membrane. Bases 1 to 2670 code for a protein of 889 amino acids. NCBI's taxonomy places the organism in Eukaryota, Fungi, Ascomycota, Eurotiomycetes, Eurotiales, Aspergillaceae. Gene Ontology annotation, cellular component: PAS complex; fungal-type vacuole membrane. The transcript has 2 exons. The record is from RefSeq and is a predicted model, not a curated record.
AUGGCUGCAGAGCCCGAAAGGCCGCCUCGCACCAACGGCACCUCUGGUCGAUCCAGAGGGGUCAAGGAUGCAGAUGCGGCAUCGGAUCCGGUGCAGCGGUCGGCCAACGAAACUGCUGUUAACAACCCAGCUGCCAAACCACAGGUCACCUCGCAGGUGCCUUGGCUUUCCCCUAAUAUUCCUGCCCCUUCCACAACCGCGUCUACCACGAACUCCGCCGUUUCCUCCCGGGAGUCUUCUCCGGUCCGAUUUUCCUCACGUACCCUCAACUCUUCCUCCCACAGUCGUGUUUCUUCACAAUCCCGAAAGCCCAGCCAAGACCGAGCCAGUCCAGCCCGACACCACUCGAGCGGUCCGAAUCCCGGUCAUUCUACACAUUCGCCAUCCGCGAGUUUUUCCCGUUCCUCCUCUUCCCCCGUGAAACCGCUGGUUCUUUCCGCUUCGAUCGAGUCGGCAAAUGUUGCCAGCCCGGAGAAGAACAAUAUGCCAUCAUGGGCCGCGAAUCGUCGCACCGAGUUGGAGUCAACUCUACCAAACACAUCACACAAAAGAUCUACCCUACCGGCUGACGAUCCCACGAAGGUGGACCGAAAUGCACCCCGGCCAGCCUCAAGAACCACCGGCGGACAAGGAUCAUCGCUGGAAACCGUCGACGAGAUGACCAGCAACCCUUCCACCCCCUCGGGUGGCACAGCACCCCAACCAGUGACUCCGGAAGAGUCCCGGCUGCAUCGCAUCGACGAAGACCCAACCCCACGCGCUCCACAGCAACCCCAAGGAAGCGGCAGCGACAGCGGGGAAAACAAAGUGUCCGAGCCCAGGGAAGAGCCUCGACCCCAGACCUCAGCUCCCGCGAAAACACCCAGAACUUUAAUACCCCAAAGAUCAACUACCUCCCUUAGUGCCGGUGCUCGGGGAAAGCCUGCCGAUGGGUCGGUCCGCAACAUGACCGUUGAGACAGAGACGGUCAGUUCCAUACCGCAGGUCUCUCUUGGCGUUGGAAACGGUGAGCGUGGUAACGCUUCUCGCUCCGAGACGGGUACCCUUCGCAUGAAGCCAUCCACCGAGACGAUUCGUCCCCGCAAAGACAAAAAGAAAGGUCGCAGAGCGAAUGCCCUCACCGCUGGUCCUGCAUCAAGCAAGGCGGAUAUCUUUGAGGCCAAAGUAGCCAAUGCAGUUGAUGAGGCAGAUGUCUCAGACUCCGACGAGACUUUCGUUUACGAAUCAAAUCCCCCAGAUCCAUACCCCAAUCGCCCCCCCUCGCUAUCAUUCCCGGACGCCCAGCGCCACUUCCAUGUGGAUCAGCUAUCUAAUCGCACCCGGGGCUUGAGGGAUGCAUCGCAUGGCGUGAUCGGAAAACGCAGCAUGAAGUUCACCGGUGCUAAUAAUAGCAUUGAUGGCGGAAUCCCGGAUCUUGAUGGGGCUUCUCGAUCUUCCAGGACGGAUGGAACUGGAACUAUAACCCCGCGACACCACAAUAUUGGCAGUCGCCAUCAUUCUCGGGGCAUGCAGAGUGUUCUAGACUCUGAUACAUACUCCCAGCCGGGACCCCACUCGCAAAAGUCCCCUCGUCAUUUCAUUGGGACCCCAUACCGUCAGUCACGGCAUAGCAGCACCCGCAUGUCUCCCAAUCAUCGGAUGCUCAAUGGCUUCAAAAAGGGUGGAGAAUACGGUUCCUCCGAUUAUGAAGCAGAAGGCGCUGAUGAUGAACGCACACCCCUGGUGGGCAACCGUUCAGUGCGCAGUCGGAAUGGUGGUCGCCGGCCCAACAGUGCAAGCUUGCGCCAGAUGGAGUACAUGGCGCAGCGACACCGCGGAAUGAUUUCGCGCUUUGGCUCUUGUGCCGUUAUCUUCGUCCUAUUAUUAAUUGUGGCUGGCGGCGCAACUUCAUUCAUUGUUGCGGCAACUCGGCCCCUUUUGGAUGUCCAAGUCAUCGCCAUUCAGAACGUGCUGGCUUCGGAACAGGAGCUCAUGCUUGACUUGAACGUGCAAGCUGUGAAUCCCAACCUAUUUCCUGUGACCAUCGACGAUACCGACGUGAAUAUCUUCGCAAAGAGCGGUUAUGUCGGAACCGAUAAAUUUUGGCGCGACCAUGGCGCCGAAGAUCUAGAUAACUUCCCACGCAUUGAGCAAAGCAGACGUCGCUGGCAACUGUCGCAAGCCGUGCGUUGUAUGGGCAGUGUGAAUUGUCUGAAGGAAGCCAUGGGCGGCCACUCAAACCCGCACACCGAGGACGGGGUUGACAAAGGCACCGACCCCCCUUCAGAUCCAGAGGGUGAUCCAAAAUCAAUGCUCCUCGGUCGCGUAUUCCGCUUCGACUCCCCACUCUCAUUCGAGUCCUCGCCUUGGAGCCACCGCACAUCGAGCUCAAAAGGACAAAUCCGGCUAAGCCGACCAGGCAACAAAACCGAAACAGGAGGCACAGAGCGCUGGGAGCGUGUUCUCCAACACCCCUUCGAGCUGACUGUCCGCGGCAUUGUCAAAUACCAACUCCCUCUCAGUUCUCGCUACCUUUCUGCCUCCAUCAGUUCUAGUAUCAAGGUGGUGCCUGAUGCCGAGGACCCUGAUACCCCGGGCAAUUCCACUGCCCGGAUCACCGCGAAACGGACUCCAACACUCCUUCCACUCGACGCUCGCUCCGCGGGUUCGAGACGACCUUUUACGGCAUAA